AUGUAUAUUGAAGAUAUUAUUAUUGAUGGAUUUAAAUCAUAUGCAAAUAGAACAGUUAUAGAAGGUUUUGAUCCAACGUUUAAUGCAAUUACUGGUUUAAAUGGUAGUGGUAAAAGUAAUAUUUUAGAUAGUAUUUGUUUUGUACUUGGUAUUUCAAAUUUAUCACAAGUUAGAGUUGAUUCACUUCAAGAGUUGGUUUAUAAAAAAGGUCAAGCUGGUAUAACCAAAGCAAGUGUUACCAUCACUUUUAAUAAUUCUGAUAAAAAACAAUCACCAGCUGGUUAUGAACAUUUAGAUAAAAUAACUGUAACAAGACAAGUUGCAAUUGGUGGUCGUAAUAAAUAUUUAAUUAAUGGUCAUAAUGCACAAUUAUCAAGAGUACAAGAUUUAUUUCAUUCAGUACAAUUAAAUGUAAAUAAUCCACAUUUUUUAAUUAUGCAAGGUCGUAUUACAAAAGUAUUGAAUAUGAAACCACCAGAGAUUUUAGCAAUGAUAGAAGAAGCGGCAGGUACUAGAAUGUUUGAAAUGAAAAAGAAUUCAGCAUUGAAUACAAUUGAAAAGAAACAAAAGAAAGUUGAUGAAAUCACUAAAGUAUUAGCGGAGGAGAUUACACCGACAUUGGAUAAACUCAGAGGUGAACGUACAAGUUAUAUGAAAUUUACAAAUAAUCAAACUUUAAUCGACCGUCUUCAACGUUUUAUCAUUGCCUAUGAAUAUUAUACAUAUGAAAAGAAAUUAGAAUCAUCAGAGUUUGAAUCAUUUAAAGCAGAGAUUGAUAAGGGACAAAAGAGAAAGAAAGAUUUAACAUUGAAAUCAACCGAUUUGAAGGCUAAGAUUAGUGAAUUGGCAAAACAAAGAGAGAAAGAGACCAAUCUAGAGGAAAUGGACCAACAGGAACAAAAACUUUCAAAAGAGUUGGUUAAAUAUCAAACUUCACAUAAACAUCAAAAGGAAUCAUUGGAUAAGGAAGAGGGUGCAAUCAAUAAUUUAGCCAAUACUCGUGAGGAGAUUAAACAAUCGAUUCAACAAAAACAAAAAGAAAAACAAUCAAUGGAGAAGAAAAUCCAAUCAAUCGUUGAAGAGAAUCAACAAAUCAAUGCAGAAUUAAAAACUUUACAAAAUAAACACAAUACAAUGACCACAGGUAUUUCAACGGGUGCCGAUGGUAGUUCAGCUGCAGAGGAUGGUUCAUACACUGAACAAUUGAUGGAAGCUAAAAAAACUGCAGUAAAUGCUGCAUCUGAAUAUAAACAAGCGGAAUUUCGUGUUAAACAUUUACAAAGUGAAUUAAUUGCAAAACGAAAAGCAAUAACACAAGAACAAACAGAUCAUAAGAAAUUACAAGCAGAGCAAGAGCUAGUAGAGAGAGAAAUCCAACAAUUAACACGUUCAAUUCAAGAGCUUCAAUUGGAUAAUAGUAAACAACAAGAAUUAACUGAGAAAAAGCGUCAAUUGGAACCAUUGGUAUCGAAAUUACGUGAAGAGGUUGGUAAUGCCUCUGCACAAUUGAGUGGUUUAGAAUUCAACUAUACCGAUCCUUCAAAAUCAUUCGAUAGAAGUAAGGUUAAAGGUAUCGUUGCAAAUUUAAUCACACUUAAAGAUGUUGAAACUGCAACUGCUUUGGAAAUUUGUGCAAGUGGUAAACUUUAUAAUAUUGUAAUCGAAGAUGAUGAAACUGGUAAAGCGUUACUCUCAAAGGGUCAAUUGAAGAGAAGGGUAACACUUCUCCCAUUGAAUAAAGUCGAGGGUCGUUCUAUUGAUCCACAAAAGAUUAAGAAUGCACAAAAGAUUGCACCAAAUGGUGCAGUUAAACCAGCUAUUGAGUUUGUUGAGUACGAUAAAGAAUUGCAACCUGCAAUGAACUUUGUAUUUGGUUCAACAUUUAUUGCAACCGAUAAAAAGUAUGCUCAAAAAGCGGCAUUUGAUUCAUCGAUUAAGGUUAGAACCAUCUCUUUGGAAGGUGAUGAAUAUAAUCCUGCAGGUUCUUUAACUGGUGGUAGUAGACCACCCUCUGGUUCAAUUCUAACACAAAUUCAACGUUUAAAUGAAAAUAAUCGUUGUCUUAGAGAGAAUCAAUCCCAAUUGGAACAUAUUAACUUUGAGUUGGUUCAACUUAAAUCUGUAACUGAUAGAUUCAAACAAUUGGAACAACAACUCAAUAUUAAACAACAUGCAGCAUCAUUGAUUGCCCAACGUUUCCAAUUGAAUCCACAUCAUCAAUUAUUGGAAUCAAUUAAAGAGAUGGAGAAAUCCAUUGAAUCCGAUACUCAAUUAAUCACCAACUCAAUGAUUAAAGAAAAAGAGGCAUUGGAAAAAGUUAAACAAUUAGAGAGUCAAGUUAACGAUUUUCAAUCGAUUAGAGAGAGUCAAUUGAAAGAUCUUGAAAAGAAAAUUCAAAUCACUAAAGAGAAAUGUAUAAAAUCAAAUAAAAUCGUAAAAGGUGAACAAGUAUUCAUUGAGAAAUUAGAUUUGGAAAUUCAAGAGAUGGAUAAUGAAUUGGAGAAUCUCUCAAAGGAGACUCAAGGCAAUCAAGGUACCAUUUCAAAGAUGAGAAAAGAUGUUGAUACAUUGGCACGUUCAAUAUCGGAAACCAAUAAACAAAUUCAAGACAUUAGAGAAACCCUCUCUGAAAUUAGAAAAGAUAUGGCACAAAAGAAUGAUGCAAUUCGUUCACUACAUCAAGAAUUGGAGAAAAUUCAAUCAGAAAUCACUGAAAUCGAUAUGUCAACAGAGAAACUCAAGAGUAGAAUGAAUCGUGUAGAUAAAGAUCGUCAAGAGGCUUCGAAAUGGUUAGAAGCUGCAAUUAAAAAGCAUACUUGGAUAAAGAAUGAGAAACAACUAUUCAAUAGACCUGGUAGUGAUUUCGAUUUCAAUGCUACAGAUCCAUCCAAAGCAAACUCUGAAUAUAUUAAACUUCAAGAGGAACAAGAGAAACUUUCCAAAACUAUCAAUAGAAAGGUAAUGAGUAUGUUUGAAAAAGCCGAACAAGAAUAUCAAGAAUUGAUGGAAAAAAAGAAAAUCAUUGAAAAUGAUAAGAGUAAAAUUGAACAUGUAAUUAGAGAAUUGGAUGAGAAAAAGAAUGAAUCACUUCGUACCACUUGGAAAAAGGUAAAUAAAGAUUUCGGCUCAAUAUUUUCAACUCUCUUACCUGGUACCUCUGCAAAAUUGGAGCCACCAGAAGGUCAAAAUGAAUUAUUUGGUCUUGAAGUUAAAGUUGCAUUUGGUGACGUUUGGAAAGAAACCCUCUCAGAGUUAAGUGGUGGUCAAAAAUCUUUAUUAGCACUCUCUUUAAUUCUCUCAUUAUUACUCUUUAAACCUGCUCCAAUGUAUAUUCUAGAUGAAAUCGAUGCUGCUCUCGAUCUUUCACAUACUCAAAAUAUCGGUAUGAUGUUAAAACAACAUUUCACAAGUUCUCAAUUCAUCGUUGUAUCUCUUAAAGAAGGUAUGUUUACAAAUGCAAAUGUUUUAUUUGAAACUAAAUUUAUUGAUGGUGUUUCGAAAGUUCAUAGAACUGUUUUCAAUAAAAAAGAUAAACAAGUUGGUAAAAAGAAAUAA
Molecule: messenger RNA, 3555 nt
Organism: Dictyostelium discoideum AX4
Lineage: Eukaryota; Evosea; Eumycetozoa; Dictyosteliales; Dictyosteliaceae
Gene: smc2
Product: structural maintenance of chromosome protein
Exons: 2
Coding region: 1-3555 (1184 amino acids)
Biological process (GO): mitotic chromosome condensation; chromosome organization
Cellular component (GO): nuclear lumen; chromosome; condensin complex
Molecular function (GO): ATP binding; ATP hydrolysis activity
Source: RefSeq, a predicted model, not a curated record